UUUAUAUGCAGAGUUUUGAUGUAAUUACAUUAUUAAUAAUGUUUCCAACUUGUAAACAGCCUGGUUGCGAUAGUGAAGCAACCGCAUUUGUGUCAUCAAAAUGCAUCCUUGUUUGUAACGGUUGUGCUGCUGGGGUAUAUUUUAAUGAGACUGUCAGUUCUCUUCCCAAUCCAAAGAUCGCAGAGAAGUCUCUUGAUUAUGCAAGCUACUUGCUCGGUGAAAUCAUUGAAGCUAAGAAUCAGCAUGAGAUUACUCAGUACUUCAAAGAUGUUGACCAGCAGAUUCAAGCCAUGAGAGGCGAUCUUGGUAAGCUUCAGGAAGAGAACAAAAUCGUUCUUGGAGAGAUAGACAAAGUUGAGGGUGGAGAGCUUUUAUAUAUCAAGCAUACUACAGGAUGCCAAAAAUUUGUGAGAACUAUCACAAAUUCAGAGAGUUAUAAAGCAUACCAGAAUCUUGCUACUUCACUUCAAUACCAAGAAUACAUGCGUGCUAAAAAGCAGGGAAGCAGUUCUUCAGCACCUAAUACCUCAAGUUCUCAGAAAUUCAAGUCAUUUCAAACCACAGACACUUUGCAUAAAGAAGUAAUGAAGCUUAGGGCUGAACUAGAGCAAGAGAAGCAACAAACCUCUGAUUUGAAAACUGAGAAUGAAACCAUUAAACAGCAGUUGAACGAAUCCCAAGAGAUAAUUCAACAAAAAGAUGAAGAGAUUAAGAAAUUAAGAGCUGACGAACUUGAAGAAGACAAGGAAGACUCUGACCAGUAUUAUGAAGAAACAGAAGAAGAGAAGGCUAAGAAGUUCAAGAAGAUAUAUAAGAAGAUCUUUAAAACUUCUUGCCAGCCAGAUUUGUUAUUCGACCUACUCUUAUGAAUGAAUGGUGAUGCAGCCAACUUAAUGAAGCACUAUGUGCAAAGAUCAUUGCCAGUGAUAAAUAAAGUUAGACUCAACGGACUCAUGUGGUUAGGUGAUAAUUCUCUAAAGAACAGAUUCAUAAGAUAUGGAGUUGCAAAAGGAACGAAUGAGUUUGAACUAAGCUUCAAUGACAGUUGGACUGAUAUAAAUGCUAGUCGUUCAGACUAUCUUGCUUACCACGAAAGCUGUGUGAUCGUAGCAGGGAAGGUGAAGAAAGGAUUUACUCUGAGAUUCUGCAAACUUGAUAGAAAGGAAGUUGAAGAAAUCAUCAUAGGGGGCAAGAACUGUGAGUCUAUCAGAUUUAUUUCAUGCGUCCUAAAAACAGAUGAGGAGUGUGACUUUGGAGAUGCGCUUAAGGAUGCUACCUUUAAAGAGCUUGACUUCAGAUCUUCUGGUAAAAAUUACUCAAACUGGGAAUCUAACCCCCACUAUUACGAAAAUAUCAUCAAGGGUAUUAGCAAGGGCUCCCCAGCAUCAAAGACGAACUUGAGAUUCGUCAACAUUGGAAAUUGUGAUGGGUUCACCAUGGAUCAGGCAACUGAGAUUUUGAAGAAAUAUGGAUUUGUUAAUGCACUUGUUACUUAG
Molecule: messenger RNA, 1496 nt
Organism: Moneuplotes crassus
Lineage: Eukaryota; Ciliophora; Spirotrichea; Euplotida; Euplotidae
Source: the annotation of a GenBank genome assembly